This is a messenger RNA of Cataglyphis hispanica, 1206 nucleotides long. RefSeq names its product transmembrane protein 223. The transcript has 5 exons. Gene Ontology annotation, biological process: nervous system development. Bases 321 to 1073 code for a protein of 250 amino acids. Lineage: Eukaryota; Metazoa; Arthropoda; Insecta; Hymenoptera; Formicidae. Gene Ontology annotation, cellular component: mitochondrion. The record is from RefSeq and is a predicted model, not a curated record.
GCUAAUUUAAUUCAGUUCAGCUAUAAAGAGCAGACGAAAAGAAUGUUAGCUUUUGCCAUGAUCUUCCUAACCUAGAUUAAAACAGUUUAAAACUUUUGAGCUUAAUUAUUAUCAAGAGUUUUAUUCGGCAGUAUCAAAUAUUAUCUAUCUAUAAUUUUCUUGUUCUUGAAGUGGAUAUUUACAUCAAUAUAAUCAUACAAAUUACAGCGUUUACAGGAAGAAUUUGAAAAUAAGGUGCUCAAAGAAAAUAAAUAUUUAUUUAUCUAUUGAAAUUUUUUGGAUAAGCUUUUUGGAAACAACCGGAAGAAAAUUGUUUCAAAAUGUUUGGUUUGAUUUUGACACAUCCUAUCAUAUUUAAAGUUUCAUUAACUGAAGCACAACCUAUUUGUGGGAUAAUGCAAAAAUAUUUUAAAUAUGAUAAAAAUAUAUUUUCAUCAGCAUGGAGUGUUAGGACAUUUUUAACAAGAAGUAUAAGGCUCUCUGAUGGAUUAGUGCAGCCAGCAAGUCUUCUUAAAUCUAGCAAAUUGCCAAAAAAUUUGUUAGUACGACAUCAACAAAUAUCAAAAUUUGAUGUGAAUACAAAUGUACUGAACAAUGUAAUUUUAUACAAAAACGAAAAUGAUGGAUAUUUCCGAAUUUUUCAACUUUUUGCAAUUGGGCAAUUAUUUGGUUGGGCGGUAUUGGCUUUCUAUACUUAUACACCAGGUUUCUUUGAUAUAUUUGCAGCUGAUAUGGAAUUUAUGAAGGAACAUGUAAUUCAACUAUCUCUGUUUACUUGCUCCAUUUUUGUAGGUCCUAUCACAUUUGCUUUUAUGUAUGCUACAUGUGCUCGUAACAUCAAGUAUGUUAUUUUAAAUAAAGGUGGUAAAACAAUUUCACUUUUUACUUAUCACAUAUGGAAAAGAAAAUCUCAGAUAUUAAAUUUACCAGUAGGAAUGGCAAGAUGUACUUCACAUAGAACAGGUCGUGGAGUAUGUAUACCAGUUAAAAUAAAAAACAGAUCUUUUUAUUAUAUGAUUGAUAAAAACGGCACAUUUGUGAAUCCGAAUCUUUUUGAUUACACAAUGGGAUAAUUACUUAAUCUUAGAAAUUAGAAUAUUUUAACAAAUACGUUUUUAUUACAUUAUAUUAGAAUUAUUAUAUUAAAUAAUAGUUAUAUUCUCUUGUAUUUAUAUAUAUAUAUAUAUGUAUAUAAAUAUACUUGAU